Molecule: messenger RNA, 348 nt
Organism: Trichomonas vaginalis G3
Lineage: Eukaryota; Parabasalia; Trichomonadida; Trichomonadidae
Exons: 1
Coding region: 1-348 (115 amino acids)
Source: RefSeq, a predicted model, not a curated record
AUGAGUGUUUAUUACUCACAAGUUGCAGACAGUUUUGAGAAACAUUUUCUUGAAUUGUCGACAAAGGCUGAAUCAAUACAUCCUUUCUUUGCACCAAAUGCUGUAGCAAAGAUUUUUGACGAAGAUAUUCAAGGAGUAGACAAUAUAUUAAAGAAAUAUGAAAAUUUAUUACCACUUAAAAAGUCUUCUGCGAAGUCUUCCGCACAACCUGUCGAAGGAGGCUUAAUUUAUACAAAUAUUUUCGAUUCAAAUGGAAAGAAACUCAUAUUUACUUUUGAAAUCAAAGAAGUAGAUACAAAAGAUCAUAGAUACGGAAUCACAGCGAAUAUUAUCACUAGUUAUGAUUAA